CCCACCGACUCGACGCAUACAUACCGACCUCCUCAAUUAGGACCCGACUGUGCUGUGUGCGUGUUUCAAAGCAGACUGUUGCCACGCCGCAAACGGCACAGACCGACUAGCCACUCUCCGGUCACUCCCACUUUGUGUCACGACGCGGAGAGGGCAUCGGUUCUUCACCACGCCGUUAGCGCCGAGCCCACAGACCAGCUUCAUCUCGCGGGCCCUCCCUGGCUCCCUCAAGUAGUGGACCGCCUUCGCCGAUCGACCGUCUACGAGCAAUUUCAGCUGUCAGACCAACGCCGUUUCUGCUGCGGCGUCCCUCCGAACGAAAGUAGGAGAACAGCCUGCCUCGUCUUCUUCGUCUGCAGCCCUCUACACCACAGUACACAGCACCUCAUCGCCACUGUCGUGUCACCUACACACCGAUCACAACAGCAGCAGCAGCAGCAGCAGCAUCACACUGGCCGGCGCUCUUCGUGAAACUUGGACUGCGUGGCCCGCCCGCCCGUCCGCCGUGACUUCGAUCCGAUAAAGCAGCAUCCGCGCCUGCGCCUCGUCCUCCCUCGACAGCUUCUCGCGCGACAUGUCUCCCACCGGCUUUCUGAGUAUGCCUCGCAUAUCCUUCACUCUGCCUGCCAUACCCAUCUACAUACCGCAUCGCAUCCGACGCAAGUUCCGCUCCACGCGCUCCAAAAUACGAUCCCGCGCAACCCCGACCUCCUCGAUAGCCUCCCUCGAGACAUCCUUCAACCCUGCAGACACCCUUCGUGCUCUCCGAACGCAUCAUUGGAGUUACUACGAUGCGCAAUAUCUGUUCCUGGCCGUGCUGGCCAUCUUCAGCUUAUGCAUGAUCGAGGGAAAGAGUCCGUUCUUCAAGACGGCCGUCGCCACCGCGCUGCUGACGAGCUUGGUCAUACCCAUCACAAGGCAGUUCUUUCUGCCAUUUCUACCCAUCGCCGGAUGGCUGGUGCUCUUCUACGCCUGCCAGUUCAUCCCUCCUCAAUACCGACCUGGUAUCUGGGUGCGCGUUCUUCCGGCAAUGGAGAAUAUCCUGUACGGCGCAAAUCUGAGCAACAUCCUUUCGGCACAUAAAAACGCCUUCUUGGAUGUGAUAGCAUGGCUUCCAUACGGCAUUACGCACUUCGGUGCGCCAUUUGUAUGCUCUGGGUUGAUGUUCAUCUUUGGUCCCCCCGGCACGACUCCGACCUUUGCGAGAGCAUUCGGCUAUAUGAACGUAACAGGCGUCAUCAUCCAGAUCCUCUUUCCAUGCAGUGCGCCUUGGUACGAGAACCUCUACGGAUUGGCACCCGCAAACUAUUCCAUCCCUGGAUCACCAGCUGGCCUCGCUGCGAUCGACAAGUUGUUCGGCAUCGAUCUCUACACAUCAACCUUCACCGCCUCUCCGCUGGUGUUCGGUGCAUUCCCGUCACUACACUCCGGAAACGCGACCAUCGAGGCAUUGUUCAUGUCCCACACGUUUCCAAAGCUCCGGCCAUUGUUUGUGCUUUACACUCUGUGGAUGUGGUACGCGACCAUGUAUUUGAGCCACCACUACGCGAUUGAUUUGGUCGGCGGUAGCAUCAUUGCCUCCAUUGCCUACUUUAUCGCCAAGGGAAGUUUCUUGCCUCGUCUACAGCCUGGAAAGAUGUUCCGAUGGGACUACGACUAUGUCGAGCACGGUGAAGAAAAAGAGCUCUAUGCGUACGGACUCGCUGAUCUCGACGAAUACGAGCUUGCUCUCCACGGUGACAGUGACGAGUGGACGAUAGGCUCCUCCUCGAGCUUCUCCAGUGGCAGCCGCGAACCAUCUACCGGCAUGCGAUCGCCAGUGACUGACGUGGAUUCGUGGGAAGGCGAUACAUUGGCUUCGUCAUCCGACAAUGAGUACCAAAAAGCGUAGCCACUUGCCCGCAUGACACGAUGCUGAGUGGAGAAGAGCAAACAGAAAACGCGCACAUUCUCAUUUGCCAUGAUUUGACGACUGCAUUGCCUGGCGCUUUGUGACGAAAGCAUUUUGACGAGCAUUUCAGCAUUUCAGCGAUUCAUCGACUUUUUGCCAAUAAAACACCCUUUGUGGUGUUUUUCCUUUUUUGGCUCAAGUCUUCUGAGCUCUGCUCUUUCUACGCGCAGAGCUCAGUUAUUUUUUGGUUCCAGAAGAUACCCUACAUUCGCUUUUGUGUAUUUGUAUACCGCCACGUUCGCUCGAUGACCUGGGGAUUGGAGAGGGGGGGCACCUGCAGCGAAGGAGUUUUGGUGGCAGUACAUGUGCGCAUAGGUAUAGACAGAUGCAUAGACUUUUUUGAUGGGUAAUAGGGGAGGAGGUUUGAGCUCAGCACCGAGCAGCUUGCAAAGACUCGGGAAGGGCGUAUCGAUACGUUGGGGAAUAGGCGGUCAUGACCUCAGGCCGUGCGAUCUUCGCCGCACCAGACGGGUAGAUGUAAAUACUUGUAAUGCCAGAAACGACAGUCAACACCUG
Sphaerulina musiva SO2202 is the source of this 2467-nucleotide messenger RNA. RefSeq names its product aureobasidin resistance protein Aur1. Gene Ontology annotation, biological process: sphingolipid biosynthetic process; inositol phosphoceramide metabolic process. Bases 575 to 1891 code for a protein of 438 amino acids. Gene Ontology annotation, cellular component: inositol phosphoceramide synthase complex. The transcript has a single exon. Lineage: Eukaryota; Fungi; Ascomycota; Dothideomycetes; Mycosphaerellales; Mycosphaerellaceae. Gene Ontology annotation, molecular function: inositol phosphoceramide synthase activity. The record is from RefSeq and is a predicted model, not a curated record.